AUGGCUGUCACUUUAAAGAACUGUACUGAAACUAUUACCUUGAACAAUGGCACCAAAAUUCCAGUCAUUGGUUUAGGGACUUACUUAUCUAAACAAAAUGAAGUCUACGAAGCUGUUGUAACUGCUGCCAAAGCUGGUUACAGACAUGUUGAUACUGCAGCUUUCUACAAGAAUGAAGAACAAGUUGGUAAAGCUGUCAAAGAUUGUGGUGUGCCAAGAUCUGAAAUGUAUGUCACCACCAAAGUUUGGCCUACUGAGUUACGUGACCCUGAAGCUGCUUUAGAUAAAUCUUUAAAGAGAUUGGGAUUGGAAUAUAUUGACUUAUAUUUAAUGCACUGGCCAGUUACAUUGAAGACCGAUACCAUCAAAGAUGGCGAGUUGAUGUGCAUUCCAAGAUUACCAGACGGUAAUGCUGAUGUGGAUAAGGAUUGGACCUUUGUUCAAGCUUGGGAAGCUAUGCAAAAGUUAUUAAAAUCUGGUAAAGUUAAAUCUAUUGGUGUUUCUAAUUUUUCUAUUAACAAUAUUAAGGAAUUAUUAGCUGCUCCAACCACCACAGUCGUUCCAGUAGUUAACCAAGUCGAAGUUCAACCAUUAUUGCCUAAUGAUGAAUUAAUCGAAUUCUGCCGUUCUAAGGAUAUCAUCACUCAAGCUUAUUGUCCAUUUGGUGGUAGUGAAGCACCAUUAAUAAAAGAUGCCACUGUUGUGGAAAUUGCCAAGGGAAAUGGAGUUGAUGCUGGUCAAGUUAUUACCAGCUGGCACGUACAAAGAGGCUAUGUUGUCUUGCCAAAAUCCGUCAAAGAAAGUAGAAUUAUUUCUAACUUGAAAACUUUCACUUUAUCUGAUGCAGACAUGACCAAAAUGAACAACAUCUCCAAGACUCAAGGUGAAAAGAGAUUAAACAAUGUCAACUUUUCUCCUUUCCCAAUCUUCGAAUAG
Messenger RNA from Henningerozyma blattae CBS 6284, 936 nucleotides. RefSeq lists its product as uncharacterized. Gene Ontology annotation, cellular component: cytosol. The record is from RefSeq and is a predicted model, not a curated record. The transcript has a single exon. The coding region runs from base 1 to 936 and encodes 311 amino acids. NCBI's taxonomy places the organism in Eukaryota, Fungi, Ascomycota, Saccharomycetes, Saccharomycetales, Saccharomycetaceae. Gene Ontology annotation, molecular function: aldose reductase (NADPH) activity.